Molecule: messenger RNA, 2046 nt
Organism: Scheffersomyces coipomensis
Lineage: Eukaryota; Fungi; Ascomycota; Pichiomycetes; Serinales; Debaryomycetaceae
Exons: 1
Coding region: 289-1905 (538 amino acids)
Biological process (GO): transmembrane transport
Cellular component (GO): membrane
Molecular function (GO): transmembrane transporter activity
Source: RefSeq, a predicted model, not a curated record
AAGAUUUAAUAGCCAUUGUUAUAAUUCUUGGACUAAUAAGGAGUUUAUCAGCAUAUACGGCCGAAAAGAAAUUCUUCUCUGUUGUUGGUUCGUAGAAUCUGUUAUAAAUAUAAAUACAUUCUUAAUUCCAAAUUUGGUAGAAUCUUUAAACUCUUCAGUUCUUUCAAAUAUCAUUUAAACUAUUGGUUGUUCCAAUUACCUUUGACAUUUUAUUCUGGAAGUACCCCUCACAGAUUAUAUUUUUGCAUACUUAAAGUUGCUAUUUUUUAAUACGCAUAAUCAUUAAACAUGUCUGCAGCCUCUCCAGAUCAAGAUCUACCAACAACAACCAAGUCAGAGACAGUUAAUGAUGAGAAAACAAAGGAAAAUGAGACUGAAAUCGACGUGAAAUCAAUCUUAGAAGGAGAAUUGUACGAAGAAUCAGACACUAAUAGAACCUAUCUCGUUAAAUCUAAAAUUCUUUCCAACGCCAUUGAUGAUAUUGGGUUUGGAAGAUAUCAAACUGGUUUAUUCUUUGUGGCUGGUUUUGGUUGGUUAUCAGAUAACGCAUGGCCAGUAGCAACUGGUUUAAUCUUAGCCAGAUUAGAUGAAGUGGAUGGUGUUCAUUCUCCAGUAGGCCGUGCUCCGUAUUUAACUUUAGCACAAAAUUUAGGUUUAUUAGCAGGAGCAGCCUUUUGGUCUCUCUCUUCAGAUAUUAUUGGAAGAAGAUGGGCUUUCAACAUUACAUUCUUAAUUACUGGUAUCUUCGCUAUUAUUGCUGGUGCAUCGCCAAACUUUGCAGCUGUUGGAGUAUUUAACGCGUUUUGGAGUUUUGGUGUAGGUGGUAAUUUACCAGUCGAUUCAGCCAUCUUUUUAGAAGCUUUGCCAAGUAAACAACAAUGGCUUUUAACAGUUAUGUCAAUUUGGUGGGCCUUUGGUCAAAUCAUUGCAAAUUUGAUAUCUUGGGGCCUUAUUGCUAAUUAUUCUUGUGAUGAUGCAUUAUCAGUAUGUCAUAAGGCGGAUAAUAAAGGUUGGAGAUACUUUUUAUAUACUAUGGGUGGUUUCACUUUAUUAAUGUUCGCAGCCAGGUUUGCAUUUAGAGUUUUUGAAUCACCAAAGUUCCAUUUGGCUAGAGGUGAUGAUUUAAAAGCAGUAGAAACCGUUCAUAGAAUUGCUAAAAUCAAUGGUAAAGUAAGUGAUCUUAAAAUUGAAGAUUUACAAGCAAUUGAUGAUUUAAAUCUUGAUGAAAGAGAACCUGAAGAUACCAAGUUUGGAGGAAAUAUCUUACUACAAGAAAAAUUAUCCAAAUACAAAUUUUCUCAUAUUCGUGAAUGUUUUGGAUCAAGAAAAUUAGCUAUAUCAUCUUCAUUGGUUAUUUUCACUUGGGGUUUAAUUGGUCUUGCCUUUCCCUUAUAUAAUGCCUUUUUACCUUAUUAUUUAGAAACCAGAGGAACGGCUAAUGCUCCAUUAAGUGUUCAUGAUACUUACAGAAACUCAUUGAUUGUAGCUGCAGUUGGUGUUCCUGGAGCUAUCGUCGCUGGUUUCUUAGUUGAGUUGAAAAUAGGAAGAAAGGGGACUUUAUUUAUCUCAUUAAUACUUACUGGCGUUUUCUUAUUUGCUUCCACUACUGCUAAAACAAGUAAUGCUAACUUAGGUUGGAAUUGUGCCUUUGCAUUUAUUUCAAAUAUCAUGUAUGGUGUCUUAUAUGCUUACACACCUGAAGUGUUCUUCGCAAAGAUUAGAGGUACUGGUAUUGGAUUAGCAGCUUCAUUUAAUAGAGUAUUGGGUGUUUUUGCUCCCAUUAUUGCAAUCUAUGCUAAUUUAGAAACUUCAGCACCAAUUUUUGUAAGUGGUGCAUUAUUUAUUGCUUCUGGUUUCUUAGUCUUAUUGUUCCCUUAUGAACCAAGAGGUAAGGCAAGUUUAUAAUUAAUCUUUAUAGUACAAUGUCGAUCAUAUAUAUAUAAAUAAUUAUUAUAUUUUUCAAUCUUUUUGACACAUUUAUUCUCUCGUUAAACUAAUCCCAAAACGGAAAUAUUUUCCUGAAAAACUAAAUGAUUAAAUAGCAGC